UGAUGCCACUGUAUCGCAAGGUAACCUAGCCUAACCUGAUUUAACCUCUUCAAUCUACCGGGCAACUGAUCUAACAUAUCAAAGAAACAUCAAAGGGAGUCGCGAAUAUAUUGUAAAUAUAAUACAAAUAAUCUCUAGUGAAUGUAUAACGCAAGAUUGCUGAGAAAAUUAGUAGGCAGCAGAAAUUAUAGCGUGUGUCGUCGACAAGACAUGAGUAACAAUGAAGCAAUGAGUGGACCUGUGGCAAGUUCCAUCAGGAAGAAACUGGAAACUGGAUUGAAUCCACAACAUUGUGAUAUCAUUAAUGAAUCCUACAUGCACAAUGCACCCAAAGGAUCAGAGUCACAUUUCAAGGUUGUAGUUGUUUCUGAGAAAUUUGACAAGCAACCACUCUUAAAGCGACAUCAAAUGAUAUAUGAUUUGCUGCAAACGGAAAUGGAAGAAGAUAUACACGCUCUGUCAAUAAUAAUAUAUAUAUAUAAUCUAUAUUUUAUAUAUAUAUAUAUAUAUAUCAUUAUGUUGUCAUCCCUCAAGGCAAAGACACCAGAGCAAUGGGCAGCCAGUGACAAAACGGUGGCAGCGAGUCCUGCCUGUAGAGGUGGCUUUGGAAAAUAACAUUAUUUAAAAGCGUUUAAUAAUUAAUUAAGAAUAAGACAUUAUUAAUUAUUUACUAAUAGUAAGUCGCAAGAAAAGCAACACAGGUGUAACAAUAAAAACAUAUUUCGUGCUGAGAUUCA
This is a messenger RNA of Odontomachus brunneus, 737 nucleotides long. Its product is annotated as bolA-like protein DDB_G0274169. The coding region runs from base 142 to 615 and encodes 157 amino acids. Gene Ontology annotation, cellular component: mitochondrion. The record is from RefSeq and is a predicted model, not a curated record. NCBI's taxonomy places the organism in Eukaryota, Metazoa, Arthropoda, Insecta, Hymenoptera, Formicidae. The transcript is spliced from 4 exons.